GAGGAGGGGAUAACCUUUGACCUGUUGCUCGAGAAGUGGUGGCGCUAGGGUCGCUGCAGUGGUCAACUCACGUCUCGGUCUGCGGGUGCAAAGGCGACAUACUGGUCAUCCAGAGUCACAUCGACCAAAUCCUCUUUUUUCUGCCAAAUUAGGCCACCAACCGGGAAGAGUAUUUAGCAUUUAAAGUUGGCGUGAGCAGUCAGGAAGCAUCUGUCAUCUUGCAGCGACGUCACAAUUUAUUGUGUCACGUGACUGCGAUUGUUUACGCCCUGACUUAAAUCUGUUGCUUUCCGUCCCUUCCUCAUGCACCCUCGAGCCCCAAGAAUCUGACAGCCCUGAGAGACGGUAUAAAACUUGCAAUGUCUGAGUGUCUGGCGAAAAAUUCGCGAGCAGCAGAGUUGUGAAAAGUUUCUGAGUGAGGGGGCCAACUGCAUACGAGCAAGCUUGCGACCUCAAUAUCGCAGAUCAUCAAGACUGAGGAGAAGAUGCUGAGCAAGGCGUGCCUGGUGGCGCUAGUGACGCUGCAGUGGUCAGCUCUCGCCCUCGGCUACUCGGUCUACGCGUGCGAAGGCGACAUGCUGGUCAUCCAGUGUUACACGGGCCAAGUCUCAUCCUUUCUGCCAAGUUCGGCCGCCAACCGGGGAGUGUAUUCAAGUGUGGCGACAACUUCAUGCUGCAAAAGAUGUGCAAGACGGACGCCACCCAGUACAUGCGGUACCGGUGUGAAGGGAGGUUCAUGUGUGAGGUCCUGGUGGACACGGCGACCUUCCUGUCUGACCCGUGUCCUGACGUGCUCAAGUACAUGGAGGUCGAGUACCAGUGCGUGCCGCCCACCUCCUUCGCCAGCGUGGACGCAUGCGUGGAGAAGUGCAUGGCCACCGGUGGGAACCCCUGCUCAGCCAGCAUCCCUGCUGCUGGGUUAAAUCAACUACAGGCACAGCCCCAGCCCCAGCUCCAGCCUCAGCCCCAGAUCCAGCCCCAGCCUUCAGUCCCGCUCAGUGCACUGUCUGUCGGAGCUCAGCAAGCUUCCUCAACAAAGACAGGGCAACAACCAGCUUUAUCCCAAAGCAGACCGUCUCCCGCAUCAUCGUCAUCGUCGUCGUCGUCAUCAUCAGCAGCAGCAGCAUCCCAUUCUCAUUUUUCUGCCGUCCCAGCCUUGCCUUACGGAUCAGACAAGGCGAGCAGCAACACGGGAACUUCCGGGGGAACCGGAAGUUCGUCGUUGCCAAUGCAGGUACCAGGUUCUUUGCCAGCUAGACUAAACCCAGCGGCUGCCUUAAACAUGAAUUCUGCGACCCGAGCAGCUCUGAUGGCCAGGCUGGGCAACGUUCUCGCAUCUCUGCAAAAUCGAGCGGGCUAGCUGGACAUUCUUCGAACAAACUGUCAUGGCGGUUGGGUCGGAAACUUGUUCAGAGGUUUUCUGAUAGCUUGCCGGACUAGUAAUGACAUAAUUACUUCCAACGUGUUUACAAAUAUUAUACAGAAAUAUAAUGUUCCCUUUCUGUGGAUUGGUGAUGCCUUUUAUACGUCGUUUAUAAAACUGUCUCCUAAACCGGAGUGAUAAAGGAUGUGACUGAAUAAAUGGCAGCUUAUCUCCCUUUAAAAAAAAAUGUUUUCUGCUGGAUGCCCUUCAAGAAGCUGUCUGUGCGCAAUAGUUAUUCAUGUUUGUAAGGAAAACAUUAAAAAAUCUGUUAUUGAUUACAAUUGUUAUUUGUUUUCCUUAAAGGGCUGUGCAGUAGAUUAGCAACCAAAAAAGUCUUUUGAAAAAUGUGUAUCUCUGUGAAAUUGAAUGAAAUUGAAUGCACCGUCAAACAGGAAGCAUUCAAUAUAUCUGGUAAGAGGGUAGCGAGGACUGGUUGUUUUGUAAGUCUACGCGUGCUUUGAUUAACUUCACUUUUAUACGAGGGUGUUUUAAAAAGCAAAGUUUCAUAAACAAAGUCUUGUGAACCAGAAAUGCAUACAUAAUUAUCAACUAAAGUUUUUUCUUUGGCAAUGUUGCCUGGGGGGAGGGAAGUAUCAGAGCUCGUGCAUGCAUGCAAAUAACAGAUGUGUUCUACAUGCGAGCGUGUAUCUUCUUCUGUGUGUGUGUGUGUGUGUUUUAUGAAAGAGGGAUCUUGUGUGAAAAUAAUUAUGUAUUAACAUGAAAAACUGGUGAAAGACGCAGGGAGGAGAGACAACCCUGUCCAACUACUCCAAAGAACAAAGAAGCCCGCAGUGAAAAUAAGACCUAAAGACCCAUAGUUAAUGUGGUGCUAGGUGUGAUGGAUGGCUUUGCUCUCAAAGAUGCUUUUGUGCUGGAAAGCGUGCAAACUCAUUUUUUACAUGCAGGAAAAAGAGGGUGAGAAAGGAACUCGGACACUACAAUAAAGUUUGCAUAUUUUCACGA
Messenger RNA from Pomacea canaliculata, 2386 nucleotides. Its product is annotated as putative protein TPRXL. Gene Ontology annotation, molecular function: carbohydrate binding. The coding region runs from base 671 to 1360 and encodes 229 amino acids. The transcript is spliced from 4 exons. NCBI's taxonomy places the organism in Eukaryota, Metazoa, Mollusca, Gastropoda, Architaenioglossa, Ampullariidae. The record is from RefSeq and is a predicted model, not a curated record.